AUCUUCAUUAGCUUUAUAGUUAAUACUCAAAAAUACUUCAAAGUUAUUCUUCAUCUGCGCGCUCAACUCAAAAAAUUUUAAAAGUAAUAUUUACAUUUUUUAGCUUUAAAAAACGCCAACUUUCAUCACCCACUAAAAGACAUUACCACUCAAUCCAGGCUCACUAAAGAAUGAAGGUCACUUUCGGUAUUCUCGUCGCUUUUGUCGCUGCCGCUUCGGCCGCUCCUGCUGAUGCCCAGCCGGCCCUUAUCCCCACUGUCUAUGACUCGGGCUUCUAUGGUGCUGCUCUCGGUCUCUCGGCUGCCCCGGCUCCCGCGCCUGCACCUGCCCCUGCUGGCUAUGAUGCUGGAUCCAGCUACAAUGAUAGCGUGCCUGUUCCCGCCCCUGCUGCAUACGGCGCCCCCGCUCCUGACAACUACUCGGGUCCGGCUCCUGCUUCCUAUGGCGCACCCGCCCCUGCAUCCUACGGCGCACCCGCUCCUGACAACUACUCGGGUCCGGCUCCUGCUUCUUAUGGCGCACCCGCCCAUGCUUCCUACGGCGCACCCGCCCCUGCUUCCUACGGCGCACCCGCCCCUGCUUCCUAUGGCGCACCCGCCCUGCUUCCUACGGCGCACCCGCCCCUGCUUCCUACGGCGCACCCGCCCCUGCUUCCUACGGCGCACCCGCCCCUGCUUCCUACGGCGCACCCGCCCCUGCUUCCUAUGGCGCACCCGCCCAUGCUUCCUAUGGUGCACCCGCCCAUGCUUCCUACGGCGCACCCGCCCCUGGUGCCUAUGACGCUGGUUCAUAUGGUCCUGGUGCACCCGCGGCCUAUGGUGCCAGCUCCAGCAGCGCUGGUGGCUAUGAGUCUGCUACCUAUACCUCGCAGGCUGCAUACCCAUAUGGAAACGUUGCACCCACCCAGGAGUAUGCCUCUGCUACCUCGGCACCAGCAUACACCAUCACCAUGAACAUCCCCGGUUCGACUGUCACCACCGUCGUUCGCGGUCCUGACUGCACUGUCACCGUCACUGACCCUGGAAACGUUAUCACCGGUACUAUCCACGACCCUGAUACCACCCAGACCAUCCACUGCGCCGGCAACACACUCACCAACUUUGUCACUGACCCACCGACCUACGUGACCAAG
This is a messenger RNA of Kickxella alabastrina, 1132 nucleotides long. RefSeq lists its product as uncharacterized. The record is from RefSeq and is a predicted model, not a curated record. Lineage: Eukaryota; Fungi; Kickxellomycota; Kickxellomycetes; Kickxellales; Kickxellaceae. The transcript has a single exon. The coding region runs from base 171 to 953 and encodes 260 amino acids.